CGCGAAGCGAGAGCUUUUUCAAUUGCCCGCGGACUCUUGAUUAAAGCGGAGGUAUUUUUCGAGUGCCGGCACUCUUUCGGCGAAAGCGGAUGAUUGUUUGAAAAUCUGUGCGUACGCGCGUAUAUUCCUUUAACUAAUCAGCAUUGAUUGCUAGCGCGGUUAUUGCUUAAUUGCAGUGCGACUUUUGGUUCAAUUGAAAUUGACUAAUGUUCGUUUAGUGGAAUUUAUUGCACUGCAGAUGCUGCAAAUUACACUAGAACACACACAUACACAUCGGCAAAACAACUGUUACGCCUACGCAGCAGCGGCAACAACAACAAAAACAACAGCAGCAGCAACAGCAAGGGAAUUAGCAGCAACAAUUUUCCACCCAUAGAGGGAAAUAACUGUUCCAAAAAGGAUCCAUUGCGGUUAAGUGGCUCCCAAAAAUGGCUUGCACAUGCGAAGUUAUUGGACUGGCCUGCGUGGUGGCCUUAAUCCUGAGCGCCACGGCCAAGGCUCCCUAUCAGAUGCGCAUGUUCUUUAUAUUUUUUGGAGCUGGUCUGAUAGUCUUUCUGUGCGUGCCCUUUAUGAUUCUGCGACCGCGAGACUAUCGAAAUGCGCUUUUUCCAUCAUGGUGCUUCCGGCAGCUUUGCCGCCUGGUGGGCAUAACAAUGGAGGUUCGCGGUCUGGAGAAUGUCCGUAAGGACCAUGGGGCAGUGGUGAUAAUGAACCACCAAAGUGCUGUUGAUCUGUGCGUUCUGGCCUAUUUGUGGCCGGUGAUCGGAAGAGCAACAGUUGUCUCCAAGAAGGAGGUUCUCUACAUCCCAUUCUUUGGCAUUGGAGCAUGGCUCUGGGGAACCCUGUACAUCGACCGCUCCCGCAAGACCGACUCGAUCAACUCUCUGCAAAAGGAAGCGAAGGCGAUACAGGAGCGCAACUGCAAGCUACUGCUCUUCCCUGAGGGCACGCGGAACUCCAAGGACUCGUUGCUGCCUUUCAAGAAGGGCUCAUUCCACAUCGCACUGCAGGGCAAGAGCCCCGUUCAGCCGGUGGUCAUAUCGAAGUACUCAUUCAUGGAUGACGAGAAAAAGACAUUCCGUCCUGGCCACGCCCUAAUCCACAUCCUACCCGAGGUGUCCACCGAGAAGUACAAGAGGGAGGACGUGCAGCUGCUGAUCGACGAAUGCCAGUCCAUCAUGCAGACGGAGUACACAAAGCUGAGCAAAGAAGGCCAAGCCUUGAGCUCGAAGAAGCAGGCAUAGGACUGGAUAGGUUACGAUCAAACUCAGGUUACAUAAAAGUUACACCCAAACGUUUUGGGUUUAGAUGUACAAUCGAUCCACAAGAUUUGCCUAUCCAUGGAUGAGAUGAAUCAAAAGCAACAAAAUGCCGAUACUUGAGGGACGUAAAACCGUUGGCCUAGUAUUAAGUUACACAAUAUCACUCCAUCCAUGGGUGAAUUUUCGAUUAAUAUUAACUGUUUUACCUCCAGUACAUGCAUGUGUAUGCCCAGAGCUUUUUUCGACUAAGCGAGAUAAAAACAGAAAGAUAAAUUUUACAAACGAAGAAAGCGCAUUUGUUGGAUGUUUAGCUUUAUGCGAAUAUUGUAUUGAGUUAUAUGUGAAUAAUGAAAUGAGACCUAUUUAAUAAAACAUUUUGCACUGAA
This is a messenger RNA of Drosophila simulans, 1648 nucleotides long. It is a transcript of the gene Agpat2, whose product is annotated as 1-acyl-sn-glycerol-3-phosphate acyltransferase alpha. The transcript has 3 exons. Gene Ontology annotation, cellular component: membrane; endoplasmic reticulum. The record is from RefSeq and is a predicted model, not a curated record. NCBI's taxonomy places the organism in Eukaryota, Metazoa, Arthropoda, Insecta, Diptera, Drosophilidae. Bases 429 to 1244 code for a protein of 271 amino acids. Gene Ontology annotation, biological process: phosphatidic acid biosynthetic process. Gene Ontology annotation, molecular function: 1-acylglycerol-3-phosphate O-acyltransferase activity.